GAAAGAGCCAAUGAUUAAUUACAUGUGGUCUUAUCUUGGGAAAAACUCCAAUCCUGUUAAGCCUUGAGAAGAGAUCUCCUUCUCUGUCCAAAUCCUCCAGCAGGGUGAGGACAGAGGACAGAGGACCCUUGCCUUCCUUUCCAUCUGUGUAAGUGACUCAGCAUCUUGGGGACACUCCUGGCCAGUGAGGAGGUCCCCAGAGGAGGGGGCGUCGUGGAGCUUCCUGUCCCAGACCCUGCUCCCCUGCCUCCGUCUCCCUUUUCUCCCCUCAUCUCUUCCCUCUUAUCUCCUUCCCUUUUUUCCUUCCUCUUUUCUCCCUCUCCCCUGCUUUCUCCUUUCCCUUCUUCUUUCCCCCAAAGCCCAGACACAGUUCCAGACUGAAACAUGCACCGCAGCUGCUUGGCGGAGGGCGUCCCCACCAAUGCAGGCAACUCCUGGAUCUCAGGCUUGGCCUUCCCUGACUGGGCCUGCAAAGCUGAGUCCUCCCCAGGCUCCCGGCAGAUCCAGCUGUGGCACUUCAUCCUGGAGCUGCUGCAGAAGGAAGAGUUCCGCCAUAUCAUCGCCUGGCAGCAGGGAGAGUGCGGGGAGUUUGUCAUCAAGGAUCCGGAGGAGGUGGCCCGCCUCUGGGGCCGCAGGAAGUGCAAACCACAGAUGAAUUACGAUAAACUGAGCCGGGCCCUCAGAUAUUAUUACAAUAAGAAGAUCCUGCACAAGACCAAAGGCAAAAGGUUCACGUACAAGUUCAACUUAAGCAAGCUCAUCGUGGUCAACUGUCCUCUAUGGGGGGUACGGGCAAUGCCAGCCCCCACCUGGUUUUGGCCAACCCUGAUGCCCGUGGGUGUGCAGAGCAAGCUCCUGCACUGCAUGCUGCUCGCCCACUGGGCCACGGCGGAGCAGCUGGCCCGACAGUGGGCCCUCCGAGGGCCACCGGAGGCCUCUGAGGACAAGAAGGGGAGCAGCAGCAGUGUCUACCGACUCGGCUCUGCCUCCACCCGCUGCCUGCUCAGCCCUUGCUGCCAUGUGGGGAGCCUCCGGGAAGAGCGGCCCAGUUUUCCCUCCUUCACACCCCACUUCCUGCCCUUUCCCCUCUCUGACCGGGCCCGCCUCUCAGGGCCCUUCUUGCCCCCUCUUCUCCCAGGGUCCCCCAUGACAGACACCCUGCUCCCAGGGCCCCCGGGCCCCCCAGCCACCUGGCAUUUCCCUGGGCUUCCCCUGCUGGCCGGGCUGGGCCAGGGGGCUGGUGAGAGGCCCAGGCUCUUGUUCCUUAGGCCAGAGGGGCUGCAGGUAAAGCCCCACCCCCUGAUGGGGGCGGGAGGGUACCCGGAUCCCUGGGAGGGCUUCUUGGCAGAGAUGCAAAGACCCAAAGCUGGGGAGGAAAGUCUCCGGUCCCCGAAUUUGGAGAAUUUUGAAGCGGCGUGGUCCUCGGAGCCUCCGUAAUGGAGGAGGAAGAGGCGAAGUGGGCCCCCAAACUCCAUCUCUCCUCUUGCCCACCUCCCUGCUGGCUCUGCACCUCCCUGGGUGGAACUAAGUUUAAAUGGCGGGAGGAUUUGAACGGAUGGAAUUGGGUCCGAGGAGGUGGGGAGCAUUGCAGAGAAGGAGCAUGUGUGGAGAUGGGGCAAACUGAGGCAGGGUGCCCCCUCCAAUCCCACUAAGUUGAUAUUCAGAAUAAGGGGACAUUCAUUUUUCUUUUUAAUUUCAGAGAGGAAGGGAGAGGGAGAGAGAGAGAGAUAGAAACAUCAAUGAUGAGAGAAAAUCAUUGACUGGUUGCCUCCUACAUGCCCCACACUGGGAUCUGAGCCCAUAACCCAAGCAUGUGCCCCUACCGGGAAUCAAACCAAGACCUCCUGGUUCAUAGGUCAAUGCUCAAUCACUGAGCAACCCCGGCUGGGCCUAAGGAGACAUUCUAAAUCUCAACUUCCUUUGAGGGAGAUGAGAAGAAGGUUUCCAUCAUUGGAAGCACCCCCUACCUACCCACAUGAGGGGAAAUCAAGGGCCUAGCUUGGCAAGGGGAUCGGGAAUUGAUUUGUUCCCUGAAUAUCAGGGCAAGUCCUUUCUCUUCUGGGGCCCAUGCCCCUCACCCAGUCUCCCUCCACAUCCUUGUUUUCCAUCCCUCUGAUUUCUGCGACCUUGGGACGUGCAUGCAGGCCUGUCCUUCUAGCUGCAUUUCCCCAAGACCCAGGCAAGUGGGGCAAGGGGGGGACUCUGUAACACUACUGCAGACCGUGAAUAAAAUGCCCUUGGCAAGCUGG
Molecule: messenger RNA, 2249 nt
Organism: Pipistrellus kuhlii (Kuhl's pipistrelle)
Lineage: Eukaryota; Metazoa; Chordata; Mammalia; Chiroptera; Vespertilionidae
Gene: ETV3L
Product: ETS variant transcription factor 3 like
Biological process (GO): regulation of transcription by RNA polymerase II; cell differentiation
Cellular component (GO): nucleus
Molecular function (GO): sequence-specific DNA binding; DNA-binding transcription factor activity, RNA polymerase II-specific
Source: RefSeq, a predicted model, not a curated record